Molecule: messenger RNA, 1161 nt
Organism: Daphnia pulicaria
Lineage: Eukaryota; Metazoa; Arthropoda; Branchiopoda; Diplostraca; Daphniidae
Exons: 7
Coding region: 1-1128 (375 amino acids)
Biological process (GO): neurotrophin TRK receptor signaling pathway; negative regulation of TOR signaling; negative regulation of protein kinase activity
Cellular component (GO): cytoplasm
Source: RefSeq, a predicted model, not a curated record
AUGGUGGACCGGAUUGACGAGUAUCGUUUGGAAGCAUGGAUUGAAUUAGUCAUCCUUCGUCAUUUGACUGGUCAAGACGACGAGGAAAUCCAGCAGCAACCAGCUGGCAGCAGCACUACGGUGGUCGUCAGAUCUGACACGGAGGAAGAGAAAAAAAUUGCCCCCAGUGCCGGAAGUUCUUCAGGGAGAUUCGGCCCUCAGGAUGGAAUAUCUUUCCUUCAAAACUUGACGCAGUUCGCCUUCCUCAAGCGCGAAGCGGGGAGAUUUGCCCGGACACUGCUCAAAAUACUGUUGAAGCACUUGUCGCCCAACAGUCGAGGAAACGUGACACCAGACCUGGUGCUUAUCAUGGUCAAAUUAGCCGUGAGGUCCAUCGGGGAGGCGGUGGCGUUUCUGUUUACUAUUCCCAUUGUCUUCAGCUAUGCCCAAGAGAAAACCUUUAUAGCUGCGGUGACGGAAGACAGUCAAAAUGAGCUGCAACUAUGUCCGCUUCACUCGGUUCACAUUGCGGCUAAAAGCGGCGCUGCUGCUAGUGGAGGAGGAAGUUCCUUGAAACUGGGAACGCCAUCAUCGAGUUCGAGCACGACCUUGCAGUCAGAUAGACCUCAUCAGCCGCUUUGCCAAUGGGCCAAAGUCCAGGGACACCCGGGAUUGUUGUUGACUCAGGCUCCCAGAGAGGUGAUAGUUGAUACUGCUGGAGUUGGGAUUGAAAAUGCUUUUUUGGUAGAGUCACGCCAUGUUGGAAACUGGAAUAUAUUUCACUGUAUUUGCUGCAAAUUGGAUACCCAUGCAGUACCUGAUUCCACUCGCCUACCAUUCUUGCUAAACCCCAUCCUUGUGGUUGAUCCUAAUCAAAUCUUGAAACUGCAACAAACUGAAAGAUUUUCUUCAGUUUACAAUGUUGUUCUACCCUGGCUUGGAAACUCUGGACCAUCUUCUCCAAGGAACUUCCCAGACAAAGGAUCCCAAGCAGAUCAAAUUGCUGCCACCAUUCAACAAAUGAUGUCUAGUUAUUUGAAAAAGGAGGAAGAAAAGGUUACUUGCUCAAAAAGAAACACCUAUAGGGAAGAAUAUGCAGUCAUUGAGCCUCAACAGGAGCGAAGUCACUCCUCCCACUACACCCACUAGAAUUGGGUCGUUUAAUUUCACUUCUCCAACCAA